AUGCUCCAGGGUGGCUCAGGGGGGGCCGGGGAUGGUUUUGCAGUGGAGAAGAUCCAGGCGAUGUUCACGGUCCUGGGAGCCUUCGGGUCGGUGACCACCAGCCACAGCAGCAGCUCCACGCGCUUCUCCAUGGUCCUGUCGCUGGAUUUCAGUGCCACCGGCCGCAUAACUGGGGCUCACCUCCAGACCAUGCUGCUGGAGAGGAGCCGCGUCACCCAGCAGCCCCACGGAGAGAGCACCUUCAACGUCUUCGCCCUGAUGCUGGCGGGGCUGGACACGGCACACAGGACGAUGCUGCACUUGCACCAGGCGGCUGAGAGCAACUCCUUUGGGAUCAAACCGCUCUCAAAGCCCGAGGAGAAGCAGAAAGCCUCGGCGGCCUUCGCCCAGCUCCGGGCUGCCAUGGCCACGCUGGGCAUCACGGCGGAGGAGCAGGCGGCCGUCUGGCGCGUCUUGGCCGGCAUCUACCACCUGGGAGCCGCCGGCGCCUGUAAAGUUGGCAGGAAGCAGUUCAUGAAAUUCGAGCAUGCGAGCAACGCCGCAGAGGUGCUGGGCUGCGACCUGGAGGAGUUCACCACCGCCGUCUUCAAACACCACCUGAAGCAGAUCCUGGCGCAGGUCACGGCACGGGGCCCCCGGCUGUCCCCGGCAGAGGAGAGCCCGGCAGGGCCAAAGAUGACGGGUGUGGAGUGCGUGGAGGGGAUGGCUGCGGGUCUCUACGAAGAGCUCUUCGCCGCCGUCGUCUCACUGAUCAACAGGUCUUUCUCCUCCCAGCACCUCUCCAUGGCCUCCAUCGCGGUGGUGGACACCCCCGGCUUUCACAACCCACGGCACCAGCGGGGCGAGCGAGCGGCGACCUUCGAGGAGCUUUGCCACAACUACGUGCACGAGCGGCUGCAGGCUCUCUUCUACGAGAAAACCUUUGUUUUGGAAAUGGAGAGGUACAGAGAGGAAAAUGUUGAGGUGUCUUUUGAUCUUCCAGAGCGCUCUCCCCUGGCCACGCUGUCCGUCAUCGACCUGAGCUCCUCACAGCCGCAGGCGCUGCCCAGCAGCCCGGGCGCCGAUCGCAGGGGGCUGCUGUGGAUCCUGGACGAGGAGGUGCUGAUCCCGGGCUCCGGGGACGGCGCCGCCUUCGACCGCCUCUGCUCCUACUUCGCCACCAAGGGACCCGAGCAGGAGGAGGACGGCUGCAUGCGCAGGUGCGAGCAGGCGCUGAACUUUGAGAUCUCCCACCAGCUGGGCACGGACCCUGUGCGCUACGACCUCACGGGCUGGGUCAGCAAAGCCAAGCUCAACCUCUCGGCACAAAACGCCAUCCAGGUGCUGCAGCGCUCCAAGGUAGACGCCGUGAAGGAGCUGGUGCUGCCGCGCUCGCGGGCGCCGCUGCCCUGCCGCGCUGUGGCGGGGCUGGAUGGACGCUCCCAGGCCGCCCUGCACCGCAACGCCUGCGUGAGGAAGACCUUCGCCAGCAGCUUCGCAGCCGUGAAGAAGUCGGUGUGUGCUCAGCUCAAACUGCAGGCGGAUGCGCUCACGAACCUUCUCCGACGCUCCCAGCUGCAUUUCAUCCACUGCCUCCUCCCGGGGACGCCCCAGGCCACCGGGGUCCCUCGGCCCCCCGCACCGCCCGACGCAGCCCCGCAGCUGGACGUGCCGACCCUGCGAGCCCAGCUGGAGGGCACCCAGCUCCUGGACGCCCUGCGCCUCCACCGCGUCGGCUAUGCGGAUCGCCUGCUGCUGACCCAGUUCCGAAGGCGCUUCCAGGUCCUGGCUCCGGACGUCAUGAAGAAGCACAGCUCUGCCUACGAGGUGCCGGACGAGAGCAAGGCUAUAGAGGAACUCUUCCAGGCGCUGGAUCUGGAGAAGAAGAGCGUGGCCGUGGGACGCAGCCAGGUUUUCCUGAAGCCAGGGGUCAUCUCCAGGCUGGAGAAGCAACGUGACAAGCUGAUAGCCCAGAAGAUGAUCCUGCUCCAGGCUGCUUGCAGGGGCUUCCUCAGCCGGCAGAAGUUCAAGAGGCUGAAGAUCCAGCGUCUCGCUGUCCGCUGCAUCCAGAAGAACAUGGUGGUCUUCCAGGCAGUCAGGCACUGGCCCUGGUGGCAACUGCUGAGCCACGUGCGGCCCCUGCUUAGCGUUAACCUUGCGGAGGAGCAGCUCCGGGCAAAAGAAGAGGAGCUGGUGGUGCUAAGAAAGAAGCUGGAAAAAUCCGAGCAGGCAUGCAGCGAGCUCAGGCAGACUGCAGAGAAGCUGGAGAGCAAGAUCAUCGACCUGACGACAGAGCUGUCGGACGAGCGGUACAAGGGCGACGUCGCCUGCCAGGUCCUGGACGGGGAGCGGGCGGAGAGGCUGCGGGGCGCCCGCGAGCUGCAGGAGCUGCAGAGCAAACACGACCAAGUGCAGAAGAAACUGGAGUCAGUGGAAAAGCAGCUGGAAGAGGCCCAGCAGCUGGUUCAGUUGCGUGAGAUGAAGAUAAGUGGCUCUGGAGGAGAGGACGAGUGGCAAGUGCGCUUCGAGUGCGCGCAGACGGAGAUCGCCUUCCUGCGGAAGCGGCUGGUGCAGCUGGAGGAGCGGCUGGAGUCCGAGCUGGGCGCCAAAAAGGGGCUCGAGCAAAAGGCAACACUUGGGAAGUCCAGUGCCAGAAGCCGCGGCCUCGGCGCAGCUCCCCGGCCGGGAGGCAGCCGCGCCGCCGGCGCAGACCCGCUCGCGAGAGGAACCUGUGCUGUCUCCUCCAGGUUUGACCUGCAGCUGGCCCAGGCGCUGGGGGAAUCCGCCUUUGAGAAGAGCCUCCGCGAGAAGGUGUCACAGGAGAACACCAGCAUCCGAUGGGAGAUGGGCAAACUUCAGCGGAGCUUAGAACAGAAGGAGGCGGAGGCGGCCAGCCUGGCGCAGCGGGGGACGGUGCUGUCCAAGCGGGUGCAGGAGCUCAGCACCCCCAGCGCCCUGGACCCCCGCACCGUGCCCGCGCUCAAGAAGCAGCUCUGGGACCUGGAGGCCAGCGCUGCCGAGCAGCGGAAAGAGCUGGAGCGGCAAACGGCCGCCGUGGAUCACCUGGAGCAGCUCCACCAGAGGCUGGAGCUGGAGAUAGAGCGGAUGAAGCAGAUCCACCAGAAGGAGCUGGAGGACAAGGACGAGGAGCUGGAGGACGUGCGGCAGUCCUGCCAGAGGAGGAUCGGCCACCGCGACUUCGAUGUGGAGAAGCGGCUGCGGCGGGACCUGCGGCGGACGCGGGCCCUGCUCGCCGACGUGCGGCUGCUGCGGGCGGCCCCCGGGGAGCCCGGCGCCGGCACCCAGGAGCUGGAGCGGCUGCGCAAGCAGUUGGAAGAGAGUGAAGCCAAGUGUGCAGAGGCCCAGAAGUCCCAGCAGACAGCAGCCCAGGAGCUGGAGAACUUGCACACGGAGCUGGAGACCCUCAGCAGAAACAAGACCCUGGUGGACGAGCAGCUGUACCAGCUGCAGCAUGAGAGAACCGACCUCCUGAAACGCAUCGAUGAGGACCAGGAAGACCUGAACGAGCUGAUGGAAAAGCACAAGGCUCUGAUAGCCCAGUCGGCAACGGAUAUCGCUCAGAUCCAGGAGCUGCAGACACAGGUGGAGGAUGCGAAGAAGGAAAAGCAGAGCCUUCAGGAGAAGCUGCAGGCAGCGCAGGCGAGAGCAGCGCGCCUGGAGCAGAGCCCGGCCGAGCGCUCCAUCGUCAGCCGUCAGGAAGCCCGCAUCCGCGACCUGGAGAGCCAGCUGGACUUCCAGACCGUGCAGAUGAAGCGCUUCGAGGUGCUGGUGCUGCGCUUGCGAGACAGCAUCAUCAAGAUGGGCGAGGAGCUGGAGAAGGCGGCCGAGUCGGAGGCGCGGGAGAAGGAGAGCACCAGGUACUACCAGAGGAGGAUGGAGGAGAUGAAGGCUGACAUGGACGAGCUGGUGCAGAGGGAGCUGGAGUCCAGCCGCCGGCGCGUGGAGCUGGAGCAGCAGCUGGCGGAGCUGGCGGCGGUGCGGCAGGUCCUGCAGGCUGACCUGGGCACCUCCAUCCGGCGCAUUGCCGAUCUGCAGGUGGCCCUGGAAGAGCUGCGGUCCAGCGACGAGAGCGAUGCCGAGAGGGACACCUGCUCCAGCGUCGGCUCCACGCUCAGCCUCGAGCCUGCAGAGAGCGUCAAGUCCUGGCCGGGAUCGUCCGUGGGCUGGUCUUCCCCGGGGGGCACCAGCGUGGCCGGGAGCCUCUCGAUGCAGUCCGUGGGGAGCCGCAGCACCCAGAGCCCCAGGGCGAGCAGAGACACCAAGGAACCAGCACCGAGCCGGCCGGCUUCUUCCCGGAGUGCUGCCAGGUCCGUCGAUGCUGCGGAUCUGGGGAGGAUGCCGAGUCCCUUGCUCGGUGCUAGAAGAUGGGAAUAUGGAAAACCUCCAGCAGACGAAGAGGAGCUGGAGAGCCCAAAAAAGCCUGUGGAUAGGAUAGGAGAGACGUCCCCGUCGGUGCUGCGGCGCGGGGGCUCCCCCGCCCCGGACAGGAGGUUCCCCAGCCCGCUGUCUCCGCGGGUGCCGAGGAGGAGGGGGCUCUCUCCGGCCGCAGGGCCGGUGCCCAGCUCAUCGGCCGCCCUCUCUGAGUACGUGGAGGAGCUGCGGCGGCAGCGGGCAGUGGAGCGGGAGCAAGGGCACCCGGUGCUGGGUGAUGACUCUCCCCUCCCCAUUUACCGCACCACCGGUGCCGCAGCCCUGCGGCGCUGCCGGGCUUUCCCGGCGGCGGAGGAUUCCCUGGGGAAGCUGGAUGGGAAUCGGCCAGGGGAAGGUGAAGGAGCAGGUGCCGGCCUCGUGCGCUCCUCCAGCCUGCGGAGCAUGGCCUCAGAGCCGGCUCGCUCUCCAGUGCUGAAAAGAGCAUCAAAGUUCGGCUCCUAUGACUCCCUCCUGCAAAGCUUCGACGGCUCCAGCCGCCGGCCGAGCUCCCCGGCUGUGGGGAUGGAUGUGCUGGGCACGCCGCGAACGAGCUCCUGGAGAAGCUACUUGGAGCCGUCGAUGGAAGACGUGGAGGUGGGAAUGGGCUCCGGGGGGCUCCUGAGCUCGGCAUCCAGUGAGGGGAAGGGGAGUGAUCCCUUCAGCUGGCGAAUACCCACCCUCAACUAUGAGAGGAGAACCAACGUCGACUUUGACGACUUCCUCCCGGCCAUUCGCAAAUCCCGCUCCACCAGCAGCCUGGCCAAGCCCGGGAGGGACAGAAGGGACGGCCACCGGCCCCUCACCGUCCGCUUCGAGGAUGAGGCCAUAGCGGGCAGCUCAGCGUCUUCCGAGACGAAGGCCAAGCACAGCCCAGUCCCCCGGGAGGACCCUGGGGACCUCUCCGACUCCUCCUCAUCCUCUGGCUCACUCGUCUCCUCCCGGAGCGCUGACAGCAUCAAGCGCCGGCCGCAGCCCCAGAGAGGGGACGGGGAGGGGUGCAGCGGCAAAGCCGGCACCCAGGGCACCGGGGCAAGCCACCGGGCAGAGGCAGAAGGGAAGGAAGAUGAUGUCAACAGCAUCAUGAGGAAAUAUCUGGGAAAAGAUUAAGGUAACCAAGCUCGGCUGACCGGCGGCUGGCUCAGAGCAGCGGUGGCAGGUUUUAGGCGCUGGCCCUCAGCCGCUGCCCCUCCAGCCCACACGGUGCCCGCACCGAUGCCGUGGGGUGCGUGGGGACAGGGUGUCCGGGGCCAGCGGGGCUCCCCGCGCUCCCCCCUGUCACACCGGAGCAGCCCAGGGGAGGGGAGGCACUGGCCUGGCUUCAGGCCCAAUGCCCGGCUGUGCUCCCCCCGCUGCGGCAGCCGGGACGGUGCCAGGGCUGCCCCGCGGGCUGUGCAGCACUGGGGACCAGCCCCCCCUUGCCCUCUCCUUGCCCCCUUUGGAGCUGCAGGGGGGUGGGCAAUGGGGACGGUGCCGGGGACAGCCCCAGAGCCGGCCACACCACCAGCUCCGAGUCUACUGCAUUCCCCGGCCUCCUAGUUUCCUGAAAAUAGCGUUGCCCAGCUCCUACCAGGCAGGCGCAUCCCCCCGAGCCCCGCUGAGCUGCCCCAGCUCGUUGGUUAAUUUGGAAUUUGCUUUGGCUGGGCGCGGGAGGUCACCCCCUCCAGAGGAGCGGGGUCCCGCCCGGGUCAGGCGAGCUUCCCCCAGUUAGCAACUGCCUCUGACACCCACUUGGAGCCAACGGCUGUAUUGCAACCGACACUUCGAGAAUUAGGAUUUAUUACUGCAAUCCAGGUUUGAAAGCAAAGUCCCUAAUGAAUGCGCCGCAACUGUAAUUAAGUGUUUAAAAUAGAUUAGAAAAAACAUUUUGUAAAACCAUUGCCUUUAGACUAACUUACUGGAUGUCAAGCUGUGACCAAAUUGACUAAGCCAACACAAGAAGGGAGCGCGUGUUAAUAAAACAUUUCUUUCCAGGAAGCACAAUUUGCAUAAUGAAACGUCCCGCUUUCUCCAGACUUUGUUUCGAUGAAGCGCAGCGCCUGGCCUCGGCGCUCCACCGAGCCAGGAGCCGCGGCCGGGCAAUCUGCUUCCCCGAUCCUCCGCCCCAUCGGGGACGCGGCCUUUAAACGGAGACUUGAAAGCGGCUCCCCAAAAGUCAUGGGAUGGUUUUACAGAUGAUGAGACUUCUUUUGUUUUUAAAUUAAACAUACCGUGGUGUCUUUAUGCUCCUGCCCUGUUCCCCACCGCCGCAGCUUUGCUCAGGGCCAGCCGCGGGGACGAGGGACUUCCUUGUUCUCCUGCAGUCGUUUGACUCGGGAGUUGGUGCUGUAAUUAAAACCCAGCGGCUGCCACAGAUGCCUCGUGACAAGCCACGCUGCCCGGGGGAAGGCCACGCUGCAAAGAGCUUCAGGAACACCAAACCUUUCGAAGCCAGAAGGCGCAGCCCGGAUCUCUCAUCCCACGCAGUGCUGCUCAGAAAUCAGCCGAGCGGCCGAAGGAUGCUUUUGGGUCUCGGCGUGACACCCAGCAACAGCGGAGUUGGCGGGUCAGCCAAACCGAGCUGCACGUUCCAGAAAUCUCUCUUUAUACGCUUUUAUUUUUUUUCAGUUUCCAGGGGCUGAGACUUUCUCUGAAGCUUUUAUAAUUCCGCAGAUACUUGAAGACAGAUCUGUACGUGGUUUCAGAGCUCCUGCCCCUUGGGCACAUCCCAGUGGCGUGCAAGGCAGCGCUGCGGCGCGUGUGGCAAUGGGAGGCUGUAGUCGGAUGUCUGCUUGGUUUUUACACAAUAAAA
Athene cunicularia (burrowing owl) is the source of this 7198-nucleotide messenger RNA. It is a transcript of the gene MYO18B, whose product is annotated as myosin XVIIIB. Gene Ontology annotation, molecular function: ATP binding; cytoskeletal motor activity; protein binding. The record is from RefSeq and is a predicted model, not a curated record. The coding region runs from base 1 to 5517 and encodes 1838 amino acids. The transcript is spliced from 34 exons. Gene Ontology annotation, cellular component: myosin complex. NCBI's taxonomy places the organism in Eukaryota, Metazoa, Chordata, Aves, Strigiformes, Strigidae.